Molecule: messenger RNA, 294 nt
Organism: Strongylus vulgaris
Lineage: Eukaryota; Metazoa; Nematoda; Chromadorea; Rhabditida; Strongylidae
Source: the annotation of a GenBank genome assembly
AUGCAACAAAGACUGUAUCGACGUUCGAUUGACGUUUACAGCGACUUGCUCAAUCUUGCAAAACGAGCUUUACCCUUAACGGACGACUCCCUUCUUUCAAUCGUUGAGAAGAUCUCACAAAUUCUUCGCGAAAUCCAUGUGCAGGAACAUGAACUUUUGAUGGAAAUCACAACGUUGCUGGACAAAGCUGAAGCAGAUUUGAGAGUUCGGCCGAAUAUGGACGCUCAGAGGAAAAUUCAGCGAGCCCGGGAAAACAUCGGAGCACUUGGCAGCUACUACUACCUUUACUUUUGA